Messenger RNA from Sclerotinia sclerotiorum 1980 UF-70, 1245 nucleotides. RefSeq lists its product as hypothetical. NCBI's taxonomy places the organism in Eukaryota, Fungi, Ascomycota, Leotiomycetes, Helotiales, Sclerotiniaceae. The transcript has 4 exons. Gene Ontology annotation, molecular function: protein-phosphatidylethanolamide deconjugating activity. The record is from RefSeq and is a predicted model, not a curated record. Bases 1 to 1245 code for a protein of 414 amino acids.
AUGACGACGGUUGAUAUAGGUCGUUACAAACGCCUCGUCCAGUAUUUCUGGGAUCCCGAGCCUACAAACAAUAUCGCAUCGAAAUCACCUAUUUGGUGUUUAGGUGAAGAAUAUCUUGUUUCAGACAAGUCAUCCCCUUCAGCUGUUACAGAAUCUCCUCCCAAGGAAGGAGGAUAUCUACUCGCACAAUCUUUAUCCACCACAGAAACCACAACUCCACCAGACAGUACCGUUGGCAGCCUCGAAUCAAGCUCAGAAUACGAUAAUUGCGAUACAGCUAGCACAGAUGGAGGAUGGCCAACAGCAUUUCUUGACGAUUUCGAAGCCAAGAUAUGGCUCACAUAUCGAUCCAACUUUCCAGCGAUAGCUAAGUCGCAAGACCCGAAAGCCCUCUCUGCAAUGUCGCUAUCAGUACGCUUGAGAAGUCAGCUUGUUGAUCAAGGAGGGUUUACUUCUGAUACGGGGUGGGGUUGCUCAUCUAGUAAUGAAGAACGCAAGAUUUUAUCCCUAUUCGCCGAUGAUCCCAGAGCUCCGUACUCAAUUCACAAAUUCGUUGAGCAUGGUGCAAGUGCUUGUGGGAAGCACCCCGGAGAGUGGUUUGGACCAUCUGCCGCUGCUCGCUGUAUACAGGCGUUGACCAACAGCCAAGUUGAAUCAGAGCUACGCGUGUAUAUCACAGGCGACGGAUCGGACGUGUACGAAGACACCUUCAUGAGUAUUGCAAAGCCAAACAGCACGAAGUUCACGCCGACUCUCAUUUUAGUUGGUACGAGGCUGGGUCUUGACAAGAUAACUCCCGUCUACUGGGAGGCGCUGAAAUCCUCCUUACAGAUGCCUCAGUCUGUGGGAAUCGCUGGAGGCCGCCCGUCCUCCUCGCACUACUUCAUUGGUGUACAGGAGUCAGAUUUCUUUUAUCUAGAUCCCCACCAAACUCGACCAGCACUACCAUUUAAUGAUAAUGUAGAAGACUACACUCCCGAGGAUAUUGACUCAUGCCAUACACGCCGACUUCGACGACUUCACAUAAAGGAGAUGGACCCUAGUAUGCUUAUUGCAUUCUUGAUACGCGAUGAGAACGACUGGAAAGACUGGCGACGGGCCGUUAGAGAGGUACAGGGUAAGGGAGUUAUUCAUGUUGCAGAUAGGGAUCCGGCAUUGCAUGGUCUUGGCGCAGAGCGUGACGGCGCCAUUGACGAGGUUGAGACAUUCGACGACGACGAUGAUGAUACCGUAUUAAAUGGUUAA